Messenger RNA from Drepanopeziza brunnea f. sp. 'multigermtubi' MB_m1, 1695 nucleotides. RefSeq lists its product as uncharacterized. The record is from RefSeq and is a predicted model, not a curated record. Gene Ontology annotation, biological process: transmembrane transport; carbohydrate transport. Gene Ontology annotation, molecular function: carbohydrate:proton symporter activity. NCBI's taxonomy places the organism in Eukaryota, Fungi, Ascomycota, Leotiomycetes, Helotiales, Drepanopezizaceae. Gene Ontology annotation, cellular component: membrane.
AUGCACCAAAUCAACAGAUGGAAUGUGGCACACUCGCUCCAGGAGCGGAAGCUUCUCAUCGCCAUCAACUGCAUUGCAGGUCUCUCCAUCUUCUUCUUCGGCUACGACCAGGGCAUGAUGGGCGGCGUCAACAACGCCAAAGACUACAUUGAGUUGAUGGGAUUCGGUCACGCCGAGACGGUUGAUGGGUCGCCCAACACGCCCGUCAUCACCGACAGUCUGCUCCAAGGCGGGAUUGUAUCGGUGUACUACCUUGGAACUUUGUUUGGGGCUCUCGCGGGCGGCUGGGUUGGUGAGAAGAUCGGUCGGAUAAAGACGAUUGCCCUCGGUGCAGCGUGGGGCAUCUUUGGCGCCGGCCUGCAGUGCUCGGCUCAGAAUCAUAUCUGGAUGAUAUUCGCUCGACUUAUCAACGGUUUCGGGACCGGAAUCCUGAACGCAAUUGUGCCGGUUUGGGCGACCGAGAGCGUACCGCACACCAGUAGAGGCCAAUUCAUCGCCAUUGAGUUCACGCUCAACAUCUUCGGCGUAGUUGUCGCUUACUGGCUCGAAUUUGGUCUCUCGUUCAUCGACGGCGGAGCCUCGCCGAUCCGGUGGAGAUUUUCCAUCGCUUUCCAGAUCAUCCCACUGCUCAUCCUCCUGGCAGCCGUGUGGUGGUUUCCCGAGUCGCCGCGGUGGCUGGUCAAGGUUGGCCGCGAAGACGAGGCCCGUUUCGUGCUCGGGAGACUUCGAGGUGACGAAGGCGAGGAUGAGAUCCAGGCGGAGGCUGAGUUCCAAGAUAUCUGCAACGUUUCCGAAUUGGAGAAGCAGGCAGGUAAUCGAACUUCCUACUGGGCCAUGUUUACAGGACGGGGCUCUGGAGACUUACAUACCGGCCGCAGGGUGCAGCUUGUCAUCUGGCUCCAGAUCAUGCAGGAGUGGGUAGGGAUUGCAGGUGUCACUGUUUAUGCGCCGACCAUCUUUAGAAUGGCUGGUUUCAACACCGAGAAGUCGCAGUGGAUCUCGGGAGUAAAUAAUAUCACUUAUAUGUUCUCAACCCUGAUCUGCGUGUUCACACUUGAUCGUAUCGGUCGCAGAUGGACCAUGUACUGGGGAUCCGUUGGGCAAGGGAUUGCAAUGUUCCUUGCUGGUGGCCUGUCCCGCGUCGCAAUCAACGCCACCGAGUCCGGGGAUACAGCACGCGCCGCGUCCUAUGGAGCUGCUGGCGCAUCGAUGAUCUUCAUCUUCACUUUCGUCUUCGGCGCCACCUGGUUGACGGUGCCCUGGCUCUACCCGGCCGAAAUCUUCCCCCUCGAGGUUCGAGCCAAGGGAAACGCAUGGGGGGUUGUUGGCUGGAGCAUCGGGAACGGUUGGUUGACCCUUCUCUGCCCGGUUAUGUUCAGCGCCAUUAACGAGAAGACGCUCUACAUAUUCGGUAUCAGCAAUGUGAUCACCAUCCCCAUGGUCUGGGCCUUGUACCCAGAGUCCAACCAGCGCACGCUGGAGGAGAUGGACUUCUUGUUUGCAGCCGAGACUCCCUGGGUUUGGGACGCCGAAAAGAGCUUUGCAAGAUUGAAGGUGGAGCACCCCGAGCUGGCAAAUGCUGCUCACUCGGGGAAGAUCAUCACCCAUGAUAUUGAAACUGGGAACGCUGGUGGAGGUGAGUCUCCGCCCUCGGAGCGGACAGAGAAUGUAUCGAUGCCUGCGGUUCCGAAGUGA